UGUCAAGUUGAUGCCUAUCAAAAGGAUGUACAGAAAGCCAAGAUAAUCUCCAACCCGUUAGCUGUGAUUGUACACAAACCUGUCAGCAAGAUGAGCCUGUACUCACCCACUUCUCGUCUGGAAACCACUGUCAACACUGAUGCUAAGCUUGAAUGCUCAGUCACGAGGACAACCACAGAUACCUCUCGUUUCACGAUAACAUGGAUGUUUGGGUCCCAGAUGCUGUUAACUAUGGACCUAGAUGCUGUUGUCAAGUUUGGCCCUGCAGCCGGCCUAGAGAUGGACCAGAGGAUCCGUAUGGAAAUAAGACAGAAACAGGACUUCCAGCUGAUUAUUCAACAGGUCAGAACAUCUGACAGUGGGCAAUAUCAUUGUGAGGUGGAAGAGUGGCUUCAGGAUCCUCUUGGUGACUGGUAUUCCCUAAAGAAAAUGUCUGUUUCCAAAGAGCUGGUUGUCAAAGAGAAAGCCAGUGAUUUCAAAAUGAAUAAAGCUAACACUCAGCUGAAGGUUGAAGAGGGAAAGCAGCUAAUGUUGAAAUGCUCAGUGGAGGAUAUUGGGUCUGAUUCCACUCUUCGUUACUCUCUUACCUGGAUGUUUAACCAAUAUGAGUCCUCCAGUGUGGCACUUCUGACCUAUAGCCAUGAUGGCCGUCUGAACUACAACAGCUUUGACUCAGAGCUUGAGGGACGACUCCACUUCUCCACCCCAGAAGUGGGUGUCUUUCACUUGACUAUCCAUAGAUCCAUCCAGGAAGACAGGGGGUGCUACUACUGUCAAGUUCAACAGUACCAGCUGGACUGUAAAGGCCAAUGGUCACCUAAGGCAGGCGACAAGUCAGGUUUUAACAAUGUUACUGUUCAGCUUAUAGAGAACAAUCUGCACGUUCAAAAGGAGGAACAAAGCCUGAACAUUAGCAAUCUACAAGCGGGGUUCACCAUUGACUGUGUCAUUGAAUCACGGUCCAGUGAUGCAUCUGUGUUUGAGGUGACUUGGUCCAGGGAUCAGAGAAAUGAAGGACUUGUCAUCAUCUUCAAUGCCAGCCGUGAUGGUACCUUACACAGUGCAAUCGAUAAUAAAGAUCUGGUGUUUGGACACCCAAGUGCCAUGCACUAUAAGCUGACAGUGCCAAACAUCAACCCCAGUGAUACUGGCCUUUACCACUGUCAGGUUGUUGAAUGGAUUCAGACAGCUGCAAACAAGUGGAGAAAGAUAGGUGAAGACAUGUCUGGGAAGAUAUCUGUCCAUGAGGACACAGAGGAAAGGCAAAAAAAUGUCAGCUUUGCCAUGGACAAGAAUGGCAAGCAUCUUUUCAUCAAGGAAGGAGAGCAGUUUGAUAUUGAAUGCUCCCUGGAUGUAGGAAAAGAGGACCCUACUCAUCACUACAGUCUCAGAUGGGUAUUUAAUAGACCAGAGUCAACUAGCGGGAUACCAUUAUUGUCCUACUCUUAUGAUGGUCGUCUACAGUACCAUACAGAGAAUCAGGACAGGUUACGCUUCUCUAGACCUACUUCUAAUACUUUCCAUCUGGCAGUAUUGAACUCUGAUAUAGCUGAUAGUGGAAGAUACCAGUGCAGAGUUGAGCAGUACCAGCUUGAUUGUGAGGGUCAGUGGAAACCAAUGGCACGUGACCAGUCAGGCUCAACUAUAGUCACAGUUCACAGUAUCGGUAAUACAACCAUUUACAUCUUGUCCAUGUUUAAUGUCUUAGUGCAGUCUAACUAUUGA
Sinocyclocheilus grahami is the source of this 1725-nucleotide messenger RNA. Its product is annotated as immunoglobulin superfamily member 3-like. The annotation marks the transcript as partial. The record is from RefSeq and is a predicted model, not a curated record. Gene Ontology annotation, cellular component: membrane. The transcript is spliced from 4 exons. Lineage: Eukaryota; Metazoa; Chordata; Actinopteri; Cypriniformes; Cyprinidae.